Molecule: messenger RNA, 1046 nt
Organism: Leptinotarsa decemlineata (Colorado potato beetle)
Lineage: Eukaryota; Metazoa; Arthropoda; Insecta; Coleoptera; Chrysomelidae
Product: larval/pupal cuticle protein H1C-like
Source: RefSeq, a predicted model, not a curated record
GUCGACCCUGUUUCUGAUGUCGAAACAUCAAUUUCAAUGAAUCGUCGGAAUUAACGCGAAGCAAUUUUAGCAAGUCCCAUUGUAAUAAUAUCGAGUUUAAGGCAAGAAGGACCCGCCCUAACCCAGACCUUCAGCGAGAGCGAAAGUGGAUCACAUUAGAGCACACCUGGGCUAUACCGUUGAAAUGAUGUAAUUUUGGAUCAGCAUAUAAAAAUCGAUGGGUCCAUUCAAAAUGCAUCAGUUUCUCUAGAACAAGAUCAACACCAACUACAAUGGCUUUCAAAUUCGUCGUACUUACCACCCUAUUGGCCUAUGCCAACGCAGGUCUCAUCGCCGCUCCUGCAGUAGCAACCUACUCCGCAGCUCCAGCAGUUAGCAGCUCUUAUAUCCACCAAGCAUCCCCCGUAGCUGUCGCACAUGCUGCUCCCGUUGUAUCCACCUAUGCCGCCUCUCCUGUAGCCAUCCACGCCCCAGCUUACGGAGCCACUCACCAAAGCGUAGAACGUUCUCUUGGAGGUGCUCAAUCUGUCUCUCACUACUCCAAAGCCGUUGACAGCGCUUUCUCCAGCGUCAGGAAAUACGACACACGUAUCACCAACGAUGCCCUUUCUGUAGCUCACGCUCCAGUUGUUUCUGCUUACUCUGCUGCUCCAGUCUAUACUAAAGCUGUUGCUCCCGCAGUUGCAUACUCUGCUGCCCCAUCGUUCAGCUCCUCAUACAUCCAGAAGGCUGCCCCUCUUGCCUACGCUUCAUAUGCCCACGCUGCUCCUGUAGCUACCUAUGCCCACGCUGCUCCUGUAGCUACCUAUGCUGCCCAUGCUGCUCCUGUAGCCGCUUAUGCUGCCCAUGCUGCCCCUGUAGCUUCCUACUCUGCUGGUCCAGUCGUAACUAAAGCUGCCGUAGCUUACUCUCCAGCUGCUGUUGUUUCUCACAUGUCCUUCAGCGGGCUUGGAGCUGCUUACCAAUGGUAAUUCGACGAAUUUUGCCAUACCUAUAUGUAAAUAUUCACAAUCAUGUUAUUUAUUUAUUGAUUUCAAAUAAAUGAU